GAUCGUAAUCCCGCCAGCUGAUUGCACGAAGGCAAACCAGGAAGAUGAUAUUUUCGGCAGCGGAAAGUGCAAACUUCUUAAACUGCACUGCCAGUUGUUAUUUCUAAAGGUGAUACUUAACUCACUAGACAACCUGUAGCCAUUACACAGAAUAAAACUAGCAAUUUUUGGCUGAAUAUGGAUAACAACAGCAACAUCAGCAGCACCUUGCCAUCAACCACAGUAUCUCCAUCUGCUGGCAAUGACCAGGGUGGAUUAGUGUUUGUUGUCCUGUCUUGUUUGUGUGCCAGCCUGUGGGUUAUCUACAUCACUUUCUAUCAUUCCCGUGUAUUGGGCUACAUUCUUACACGACUGAUCAAUUUCAAGUACAUUGAAAAUGGACAAUACUUCAAGAUUGGCUCCUUUUCCUUCUCCAUAUUAUCUGGAAAGAUCAUGUUUAGGGAUGUUGUCUAUGUGACUCAAGAUCUCAGUUUCAGGGUUAUUGAUGGCAUAGCAAUCUUCAAGUAUUGGAUGCCCUAUAAACCAGCAUUGUCGCAGAAGCCUUACCAACCUGUACCAUCAGAUAUAGGUUUGUAUAGCAGAUCUAGAUCAUGUGUUUCUGUAGUACGUUUCUAAGCGAUUAAAACUACUGCAAUAACAUGGCAUUGUAGCUCAGGGACUUAUUUCUUACAUGUAAGCUUUUUUAAUUACCAACUGGAAGAUUUAUUUGUUGUUAUAAUUUGCUGGUACAGAAUUUUCCUAGAUAGUUCCAAAUUUAUACACAGUGCUGAAAUCACAGAAGUCAAAAUGAUUAAAAUUUCAACAAAGAUUUCCCCUUAACUCUAUAAAUUCUACCCUAAAUUCUCUUGGGAGACCAAGUUGGAGUCACACUUAAGUAUCAAUAGAAUACAAGGAAUCCCCGUUAUUUUGUAAUUCUUCCCUCACAUGAAGUCAUAAAUUUAUUAAUAAAUAACCCAAAAUAAAUCAGAGAAGUUGGGAGCUGAGAGGCAGGCCACCUUAAUGGUUACAUGUACAUGUAAGUGCACUCCAGACUCUGCAUUGGGCAUUCCAGGCUUGAGCCAUGGUUGGAGUGUUGUGAUGUUGCAAGACACUUUACUCUCACUGUGUUGCUCUUCACACAGGCAGGACUGCAUAUAACAGUCGGUCAUCGGACAUUGGCCGACCAAAAUUUGCUCUUGUCCAACGAAAUCCCAACUGUUUUUGUUGUAAAUCAUUUUGCAGUAAGGAUGAAUAAAAAUCUACCUUGAGUGAAUCUGAUGUUCAACCACAAUUUGUUUUGUCUGACCAAGAUGGUGUCUUAGUAGGACAUAUGUCUUUUCAAGAGAAAAAAAUUAUUUACAGCCCUGUACAGGUGUAUUUAGGACUAGCAUCCUAUCUGGGGAUUAUGGGAGGGGGAAGUACAUGUAGUCUUACCCCUUGUCAAGUGCUGCAUACACUUAGGAAACCAUGGAUAAACUCUGGCCUGAUGGGCCACUAGGCUCCAAUGCAGACUUAUACAUGUAUUUACCUUUACCAACUUUUAUAUGCUGUGCUUCAUCAUGUACACUGUAUUUCCUUUAUGCUGUAAUCAGGAAA
Orbicella faveolata is the source of this 1575-nucleotide messenger RNA. Its product is annotated as bridge-like lipid transfer protein family member 1. NCBI's taxonomy places the organism in Eukaryota, Metazoa, Cnidaria, Anthozoa, Scleractinia, Merulinidae. Gene Ontology annotation, biological process: synaptic vesicle endocytosis. The record is from RefSeq and is a predicted model, not a curated record.